Molecule: messenger RNA, 1974 nt
Organism: Tachysurus fulvidraco (yellow catfish)
Lineage: Eukaryota; Metazoa; Chordata; Actinopteri; Siluriformes; Bagridae
Gene: c8h10orf88
Product: chromosome 8 C10orf88 homolog
Exons: 7
Coding region: 200-1351 (383 amino acids)
Source: RefSeq, a predicted model, not a curated record
CAUGGAAAAUACGCGUGCGUGGAAGUGGCGCGCAUGCGCAGUGUAACGUAGGUCGUGGUAGGCGCAGGUGGGAGGUUUGCUAUGUUUUUGCUUUAAGUUGAACUCGGCUUCAUUUUCCCGGUAGAACUUUUUAAGAGUCAUCGAGCGGUUUGUUGGUGUGUGUUUUAGCUGUGAGGAGAGUCACACAGCAGCACAAUGCAUGUGUGUGUGUGUGAGACAGAGCUCCAACAGCAUCAUGAUAAGUUCCAGCAGAAAUGCCAUGGUGUCUAUACACAACUCCUGGGUGUGUACAUCUCCUACUGAGCUGAGAGAGAUCCUCAUAACACCACAGGAAGAUCUCACCACACAGGCUGGCCUGGAUUCUCCUUCUUCUUCUGCCCUGUAUGAACCUGUUCGCUUGGAGCGGGCGGAGGAAUCAUCUCCAUGCGUCAUCACCCUGCUGUGUCGACCUGAUUCUGGUGCCGUGAUCAGCAGCGUUCAGAUCGUGAGUGAAGCGAGGACGGUCGAGGUCUACUCGCUCUCUGGUGACUACUGUGGGACGAGCCGUGGUGAGGAAGAUCCCAGAUGGCAGCAAAGCAGUGGUGAAGAGAAAAGACUCAUCUACAGGAGCCGCUUGGUGUUGGAAUCUCCGCUCGCGUCAUGUGAAGUGAAGCUGCUCUCGCUUGGCGGGCGAUCGGUCGUGGAAAUCCGUCAGGUGGCUGUGGGACUGCAGUUCUGUCCAGGGGCCGAGUUCGGGCACGGCCCGGGCACUGGCAUUGACCUUCAUCGUGUGCAGGCUAUGAUGAAGGAGAUGGGCACCACACUGUCACCUGGGGCACAGAAUCUUAUGGAGAUGGUGCAGUUUCAGCAGAAGAACAAAGCUGACGUCCUUGGUGGCUUCUUGCCGCUGCUGAUGAGUGGUGGUGGUGGUGGUGUGUUAUCAUGUAUAGCCAAACGAACCUCACGUGAUGUUGGACCUGAUGGCACACAAUUACCGCCUGGACCUCAAUCUGGAACAUACUCUGCCACCGAGAACAGCCCCUCAGAUGCUGUAGCAGGUGUUCAGGGAGGAACCCUGAGUCCCGUCAGCCCUGAUCUGCUUCCCAUGCUGCAGAGUGUGUGUGGUCAGGUUACACAGCUCCGGCUGGAUGCUCUGACCUCACCAGAGAAGAAGACGAAUGGCGAACGAGAGGAUCCCGUAUGCUACGGAGGUCUGGAGAAAGUUUUGGAGAAAGUGGUGGAGAAACGGAUGCAGGAUCUGGAGAACAGGUUGAAGGAGCACAUGGACUCGCGCCUGGAUGCCAUUCAGCAGCGACUGGAGCUCACGUUACAUCAGAUGGCGCUCCUCGCUAACACACCCAAACCCCAAUAAACUCACUAACCAGCACUACUGCUAAUGAGCUGCACAAGUGCUGUCUGAGGAUGGGUUUAUUACACUAACUCUGCUAACAGUUCAUCUGAAGAACUUGUUGCUAAUCUUUACGGGUUCUUCUUGAAAACUUUAAUGGUUAAAAGAAAUAAUGUUUUUUAACAAGACUCAAUCACUCAUUCAUUAAUUUUUAUUGAUGGAGAUAGACACAGUUGAUAAUCCACAUGCGUGAAUUUUAAUGCCAAAGCUGCUUUCCAACAUCUAAUAUUCACUGUAAACACACACAAUCUUGACACUGCUUUAAAUUCAAACUGAAAAGGUGUGCAGUGAUGGAAACUUUUGUUGUUUUUUUUAACCCAGUGACGGCACUGAAUCCCUUGAGGCUGAACUGGAACACCGCUUCACUCCAGGACACAUGACUCACUCACAUCAUACUAUCCAACUCUUUUGGAAGUGGUGCAGCGGUUCAGCCUCCUGGGACCUGAUCUUAAGAAUGGUUUAAAUCCUGUUUUUCUUGUUUGUGGUGAUUGUUCAUUGACAUUGUAUUUAAUGGUUUACAUUAAACCAACUGGAGAACUAAGGACAAAAAAAAGAAACAUUAAAAUGUGGUGAUACUAAAACACAGA